CUCGCAUCCAGCGCCGGCGGAUAUCCGAACCAAUAUGUCCCCAGCAGCCAAAGGUACUUAAUACUACUUCUUGUCGGGGCGAAGACCCUUACCAACUCUCUCCCCGUUGAUUCUACCUACUUUCCACCUCCAGAUUUUUUGAACCAUUCUCCCCCCCUUGGUCCUCGCCGCAUUCCCUCUUCAGACACAUACCUGGCUAUGUCACUUCCUAGCAACAGAAAGGUAUAUUCCCAACGGCUCAUACGAGCACAUCUGCACACACGUACGAUAGCGAGAGAUAAUGCCGUCGAAGAGCCACCAGCGGAAGGCAAUCUCACCAACCCAACACCGUCACACUCCUCGAAAGCCACAUGCUUCUUUUCCCUGCUGCCUGCCGAGUUACGAAACAUAAUAUGGGAAUACGUCAUCCCGCGUAGGGUGUUACGGGUACACUCUUUGGCUGUCUACUGCCACUAUGGACGAGAGCUCUCCUCGAGUUGCCGGCCUACAACUCACGAUAUCUGUGUGGAGACAAAGAGAAUGAUCUCUUCUAGUGGAAUUUACGUGAGAUUCAUGAACUCGGAUCUAAGUGUGGCUUUUCGCGAGUGGUACGAUAGAUAUCGGGAUAUACUCUACAUUCAGUCGAUCCGUAUCUUUGUUUCCUGGAACAACUGGGAGCGUAUCCUAAUCGGCUCUACCAUCGCUAUCCACGUUCUAGAAACGAUCGAGGAUUUGUACCGGGGCACCGAGGCUAGUCGGAAUUUUGGCCGCGCGAUUAAGCGCGGACACUUUAACAACGUCCAUAAAUUCCUACUUAUUCUCCUAGUGGUAGAGUGGGACGGUGACAUCGAUGGUAUUUACGGCGACGACGACACGACUUUCCUCGGCCUGGAUGAUAAGAGACUCCCAAAUAUCCUCAGACCUGUGUUUGCCGACCUACGCGCCCGGUCCCCUGAUCGCAUGGUACAUAAACGACCUUCCUGCCUCCUUCGUCAUCUCCAUAAGGAGUGGGAUAACUCCCUGAGGUCACUAUUCGAAGAGCAUUGGAUUCAAGCUAAUGUGGGAUUGCGCGAGGCUUGGGGAGGGCCCAACCCGCCGCCACACCGCGAGACGUUCGACAGCGGCGAGCGAUUCGAAUUUCGUAACGCACGACCGAGGAUGAAGAGACACCGCCCACUCGUACGUCCCGUCGUGGAAGGCAUGCCCGCGAUGCAGCCGGUAAUAGCAUUCGAAAAGAAACAGCCUUCGUUCGCGACACAUUACGACCCCUUCGCUUACCCCUCUAGGUGGAACGAGUGCAGGUCUGGCGAUGGGUUGGUAUCGAUCUCGAACCGAAGGCGACUAGCACUAACAUGGGACCAACUCGCGGGUCGGAAAACGCUUUAUCCCAACAAUUUCCUCUUGCCGAAUUGAAACAGGGACAUACUGGUGAAAUGCAAGAUGCGACUCGUUGCCGUCAUUUGGGGGGUAUGCCGCGGAUCUCCUGCGUUAAACAACACGUUCACCCAGUAGUCCCUUUUAAAUACAAAUUUAUCUACACCUAGGUAACAAAUGUAACUUGUCUCUAUAGAUAUAGGCAUCUCCAGUACAAGCGUAUUGACUCUCAGAUUCCACAGGUAUGUUUUAGAUACAUAUAGGCCGCCGGCAGACACCCCCCGGGGCCAUUUGUUCGGAGUAGUGAUAUUCGGAGUAGCGGUAAGACUUGAUGUUUUAUUUCACUUUGCG
Messenger RNA from Durotheca rogersii, 1704 nucleotides. RefSeq lists its product as uncharacterized. The record is from RefSeq and is a predicted model, not a curated record. NCBI's taxonomy places the organism in Eukaryota, Fungi, Ascomycota, Sordariomycetes, Xylariales, Xylariaceae. Bases 199 to 1392 code for a protein of 397 amino acids. The transcript has a single exon.